UAGUGGAGAAAGAGGGGCUUAGAUCCUUUAACCUUACUAUCUUCCUUUUACACAGAUCCUUCGCAUUUUCUUUUACUGAUUUAUCUCAUUACUCUUCUUCUCGGCUUCAUGGAGUGUUGAUUUUUCGCUCUCUUUACGAGUGUGAUGGAUUCAGAAAAUAAUUUGUCUUCGUUUGGGCACGAAGCUGCCCAGCAAAAUGGUGUUCAUCCGCAACUUUGGGUGCCUGGGGAUGGUAGUGGUUCAGAUAAUGUGGCUGGGAAUGUUGAGGAAACCAAUGAAAUUUAUUUGCAGAAUGGCGUGGAUGACAAUGGAGCAACCGAGGAAGCUACAGAACGAUCCAAUGACUUGGUGGAAAGCAGAGGAUUGGUUGAUUCUGAGGAAGGAGAAAUAAAGGAUAAUAUGAAGCAAUCCAAACCUCAGAAGGUUCAAGGAAAGACCAAGAAUGAGAAGCCACUGGGUCCCAAAAAUGUUCAUUCAACUUUGGUCAAGAAAAACAAAGAUGGAAAAAGUACAGAGGUGACAUUAACAUCUUCAAAUGGGGGUUCUGUUUCUACAAAUUCAGGUCCUAAACUGCCUCUUAAAAAUAGACCAUUUAAUGAAAGACAAGCCAAGGCAUCUAAGCAGUCUAAAAUCUCUGAUGCAGCCUUCUCUGAAGGAACUAUGGAGAGAUCCAAGCUGAAACCUCUCAAGAAUGGGCCUAUUACUAAAUAUGAAGCAGGCUCAGAGUCCUCAAGUCCCACUUCAACUGAUUCCAAACCUCAUAGGGUUGGUACUCUUCCAAAUUAUGGUUUCAGUUUCAAGUGUGACGAACGGGCUGAGAAAAGGAAAGAGUUCUACACUAAACUUGAGGAAAAGAUUCAUGCAAGGGAGGUAGAAAAGAGCAACUUGCAAGCUAAGUCCAAGGAAACUCAUGAAGCCGAGAUUAAAACGUUUAGGAAGAGUUUGAACUUUAAAGCAACUCCAUUGCCAAGCUUCUAUCAGGAACCUCCACCUCCUAAGGUGGAAUUAAAGAAGAUACCAUCAACAAGAGCUAAAUCUCCAAAGCUUGGUCGAAGAAAAAACACAGCUGCUUUAGACUCCUCCGAUUGUAACAGCAAUAGUGGCCUUCAAUUUGGUUGGCAAAGUUUGGAUGAGAAAGCAUCUCCAAGUAUCUCUGCCAAAGUAACUUCUCAUGUCCAUUUAAAAAAGCCCCAACGGAAAUCACUUCCCAAACUGGCUUCUCAGAAGACUAGCUUGCCCAGUACAACAAAUGAGGAAAAUACGCUUAAGGCAUCCGAUCAGCUAUCCGUAACUGCAUCUAAGGCAACUAUCGAGGGAAAGAUAGCCUCAGGCUCAUCUAAAGUGACAAACGAGGAAUUAUCUCCACUCCAACAACAGGAGGCAGUUUCUAGAGCUGAUUCAGGUGGAAGUCAGCCCAAAACUGAUCAAAGGCCAGUGAUCGAAGAGCAGGGACGACCGGAGUUGGUACAAUAGUGCCAUUGAGCUGAAGCACUAAGCAUGGCAGUGAUUUGAAGUGGAUGUUCAUGUUCAAAGCUCUCGACCUCGUUUUGUGUAAAUAAGGAUGUGUCUAAAGACUGAAUUUAUUUGAUGAAUCAAGGCAUGAAAAUUCUGUAGUAUGGG
Molecule: messenger RNA, 1620 nt
Organism: Hibiscus syriacus
Lineage: Eukaryota; Viridiplantae; Streptophyta; Magnoliopsida; Malvales; Malvaceae
Product: protein WVD2-like 6
Exons: 9
Coding region: 145-1473 (442 amino acids)
Molecular function (GO): microtubule binding
Source: RefSeq, a predicted model, not a curated record